CGUGAGACGUAGCCCUAGAUAUACCUCCAUUACAAAAGUAAUCAGCAAUUCCACGUCUCAAUAUCUCCAGUGUGCAACGUCGGAUAUUUAAAAAUUUACAUCGAGAAUGGCAGAUUCAUAUCAAGUCCUAGUUAUUUGCAUGUUACUGGUGGCAAUCAGCUGUGUUUCGCGCACGCGUGAUUGUAUCCCUGUGCACGGAUAUGAGAGUUGCGCGUGCUAUUUUCCAGAAGUUAAUGACACAAGGGAAUAUGUCAACCUUCUACCAUUGAAGACAAAUUCGUCUUCUCCAAGGUAUGUCUUGUGCUCGUUGUGUAAAGUUGGGAUUCACUUUUCCUGACUGAAACACUUCAGAACACCUUUGUUUACGUAAACUUUCGAAGAAACUUCGCAACUUGUGGCAACGUAGAUCAGAUUGUUGCGUCAAGAGGCACAAUUUCUCUCGUCGAUGCCUAAAAUUUUUGCAGGCUUCUUUUCUAGAUUUAAUCUCAUUAAUUGAAGCUCUCUCUGGAGAAUCAUUUCUUAACUGAAAGUUUUGCAAGCGAACUUUACGCAAGGUUUACGCACAGCCCCAAAUUUUAUUAUGCACGCAAUUCUUGGAAAACAAUAGCGACAACGGUAGAGUGAUUACGACUCUCUUGAAAUCUUAUAGAAUUGAAUAAACUUAUUUCUAGAUCGUACAAGCUUUUUCUCCAAAAUCAGCCGUUCUUUGCGGAGAAGAAUGAGCUUGAUGUAACAGAAAUAAAUUAUGUCGAUUGCUAGGGAAUUGUUACUGCUCGUGUUAGUUAACUUAACCAACGGAGUCGUAAUCAAUUAUUUAAAUUCUACAGCUACGGGUACUUGAUUAAGUUUUAGUUGUACAUGCGUUAUUGACCAAGCGUGAGAUCUGGUCGCUGGAACAGUUACAUUAGUUAGGAUGUACAAUUGUUAGUGCAGUAUUUGCACAAAUUCACGACUUGCAUUAACUUGCAAGUCAAACACUGUUUGUAAGUCAUAAUUAGCCAUCUGUGACCAAUAGGCUUAGUCAAUACAGUGUUUAUUGAGUCGUCAAAAUAUUCAAAGAAGAAACUUUGAUCUUAAAAAUGGGAAAUACCAAGCAGUAGUGUACUGAAAGUGGAAGUAUUGUAUCAUUUACUAUGCUGCAAAUUGGAUUAAAAGGUCCUGAGGUCAAGUGAUUGUAAUUCGCAGUGGUUAAUAAUUUGUAACAUACGUUUUGUAGGUUUACAAGUAAGACCGAGAACAGUUGGUACAUAUCUUACAGUCCAUGUGCUGAAUUCAGUGAGUUUGUUGGGGAAAACAGUACCAGCACCGCUUCUUGUUCUAAGACUUCGGUGGGUAUCUAUUGGCUUCUGAGAUCUAAGGAUUACAUAUAUUGUAAUAGAUGAGAGUGCAUGUUCACUUGUCUGGAGAUUGCAAGGGAUUAAGACCCAACAAGUCAUGCAUGUAAUAAAAAGCAAAUGGGAAGAGUGAUCAGUCCUCCUUAUUUCAUUACUGUAAUCAUAAAUCUCUCAAAAAUCCAAAGUGAAUUGCUAUUUAUGGCAAAUAAACAAUAGUAAGUGCAGUCUGUUGCUUCCAGGCAGGAGUGGGUUAACCAGUGCAAAAUUAAUUGGUUUUUUGAUGGAUCAGAGUGCAAUAAACACAUAUAUUAUAUAUCUCCAUUAGUACUCCAUUGAUUGGUCAAUUUUGCAGACCACGUUUCACUGCACAACCUGCUAAAUUCAAAAAGUAGAAAGUUUGAAUUGAAGUCUUUGGCCUGCAUUUGAACUCAGAGAUGUAAUAUGUUGUAAAUAUCUUACUAACCCAGUUUUCUUAGUCCAAACUGCAAGUUACAGAACCUCCUUAUUUCUGCUCCAACUUAUAGCCCAUUCAUUGUGGGCUCAAUUAGUAAGAGUUAUGAAUGCUUGUUUUUGUACAUACACUUAUUGAUCUCAAACUGUAUACUAGGUUGCCAGAUGGACUAACUUAUCUGCUCACCAGUGUGAUAGUUUGGGUGAUGAAGCCAGUGGAAAAUUUGAAAUGGAUGUUGACAAUGAAUUUAUCAAAUCAAAUCUUACCCUUAAAUUUCAGUGAGUGCUUUUAACUUAUCAAAUUAACAAGAAUUUAAACAAAAUUAGCCAUUAAAAGAGUGCAUGUAGAUGCUAUAGUACUAUUUGGAAAAAAACUCAGCACUGAAACAUAUUAUCAUCAUUGUUGUUAUUAUAUAUGAUUCAAUAACAUUGUUAUUAACUUUUGCUCUGUUCUGCUAUGCAUGCCUUUUCUUCUAGCAUCCAUAAUCAUCCUUGAAUUAUUUCAAACAAUCUUUGGAAUCUAUGAUAUUUUAUAUAUAGAUAUGGAAAUUCUAGUUUUUGUUCAAUCUAAAAUGUUAUUUCAUUGUUACAUUGCUGUCUUUGUCAUCGUCAUUUUUCACUGUUGUGAUAAUGAUUGUAAUUCUCAUGAUCAUGAUUAUUUUUGUCAUCAUCAUUACUGCUUGCAACAUCAAUAUUAUUAUUUCCAUCAGUAAUAUUAUUAUCAUUAUCAGCAUUAUAAUCAUUUCUCUACUUGCCUCAAAGUGUUGAAUUAUCUUCUUUGUUUGUGUUACAGGAAUUCCAAAAGUAAACAUAGGGCUGUGAUUUCAUUAAUCUGCAAUCAAUCUUUACCACAAAAUGAGGUGGUCUUUGAAUAUGUUGGCACCAUAAAUGUUCCAGUGGAUACAUAUGUAAGUACACAUCAGUGGAUACAUUGGCUAAAAAUGUCAAACAUUUCAGGAGUUGAUAUUUUCUUUACCUAACCACUUUUUAAAGUGGUACUUAUUUUACAUAACAAGCAGGACCCAGUUGUUUGUAGGCAGACUAGCACUAACCCAAGGUUAAAUUUUAAUCUGGGUUUUUUUAUUCCAUUAUUCAAAUGCCUUUUUGGGAUAAUUUCCUGUGUUCUUUUCAGAGAAUGAAAUAGUCUCAUUCCAGACAAAAAGAAUUUGACUGAAUUUUGUUUUAAGGAGACUUCUUAGGGUUUUUGCUCAAUGAUGGUAUGCACGCCAGUGUAAUGUUUUUCUAGAAAAUUUUUUAUGUUUUUGCAUUUCAAGGUCACUAAAAGCCAUAAAAAGGCAAUGAUCAAAGUUCAGACUUUUGUUUGCAUUUAGUAAAUAUUAUAAAAAUAAUUUUCUUUAUUAAGCUAAGGUUCCAUGAAGGGAGGCACUCGCCAGCAAUAAUUUUCUUUGCCUUAGAUUUUCUUCAAUUUGCUUCUGUGAAAUAUCUCUCAAAAUUUUCAUAAUUUGAAAUGCGAUAAUCUUACUUGAAAGAUCCCUAUUUUCUCUGUUGCAUAAUAUUAUGUAAUGGGAUAGAACUUUGUUAAGAUCAGUAUCUGAGCAUGUUUAGAAUUUCAAAUCUGUCACCUUUUGGCAAUCUUUUUCCUCUAUGUUUUCUUUUUGGUUGGCCUCUUUUUCAGGCAUAGAAGGCCUAUGAAUGUUACAGGUGCAAUUGCUGGAAACCCUAGAUUCCAUUACAUAAAAACUAUAUUGUGUAAAAACUGUCUUAAACACACCUUUUCAGAUAAUGAUUGUAGCAAGCCACCAUAUUUGUUUUGUAUGCUGACAAUUUUAGAGCUUGUGCUUAAUUUUCAUACCUAGAUCUCAUGCAGCCGAAAAACCCUAUGAAGCCUCAUUAAAGCUAUCAGAUCUGAAAUCAGAUUUCACACUAACCUUGGAUUAUCUUAACCCAGCUUUAAAAAACCCUGCCCUGACCUAUACACAACUUUUGAGUAGUACUGACUUUUGAUCUAUAAGGGGGAUGAAAAGAUCACCACUAAGAACAAUUUUCCUUCUUAAAUUGUUGCAUAAAACAAAAGGUUCCAUAUUGCAUUCUGCCUGUUCCAUAACAACAUGUUUGACACAACAGGCUGGACUUAAUGUAACAAUCUUUAGUUCGUACUACAUUUUUACAUCAUCUGUGAUCUAUUACUGAACAAACCCAUGUCAACAUGUAAUGUAUUUGUUAACUUUAAUACAUUACACAUCUUGCAGUGUUCAUUGUGAAUAUUCAGGCAGGCGAGAAUACUAUAACACUAAAAUUGAUUACCAGUAUUAGAUAUUUGGAGUGUCAUACCAAAAGGCAGGGCCAGGAACUCAAACUUGCAUGCACUGAGAUUGGCAGACAGUUAGAUAAUGAAAGGGAAAAUAAAAUUUGGACUUUGUGUAUGUUUUCAGAAGAAAGAGUGAAUAUUGAGACUGAGUUGAACUGAGAAUGAGUUUUAUAGUAAUUUUAUUUUGGGUAUCAUUUGACAAAAUUGAGCUUGCCUACACUGAAUAACUUUAAAAAAUCAAAAACUGAAAAUCAGCAAUGCACAAGAAAAAACAAUUUAUUUUGAUUUACAGUGUAUCUGUACCAUAUAUUCAAAUGCUGUUCUUUAUAAUUUCAAACAGUAUUUAUCAUUGACCAGUGCUUGCUGUUGUCAAGGAAAAUGUGGAAUUCCUCCUGGUAAGAGUUAUUGCAAUAGCCUAUUCCUAUUCCUUUUUGUUUGUUGUUGUUGUUUGUGUGUUUGUUUGUUAUUUUUGUUAUUUUGGAGGGGGGGAGGGAGGUGAGUACAAUUUCUCAGUCUGCCCACCUCUCAUCCUUCAAUAUUAUCACCUACAGUAUUUAAUAUCAAACUAUUUACUUAUUGGUACCAAAAAGUGAUAAUGAUGAUGAUGAUGGCAGUAAUCAUUUCAACUAAUACUGUAGAAAAUGUUGUUGUUUAUUGUGGCUUAAUGUACUGUUGAUAAAUGAACACAUUUAAUCACUUGUCUCAAAUUGUAGAGUCAGGCUAUCAGUUCUAAUGAUAGCAACAAUAGUAGUAAUGAUAAUGAUGAUAUGUAAAUGAUAUAAAUAAUAAUGAUGAUAAUGAUGAAAGUAACAUAAUUGUAAUCAUAAUGAUAGUGAUAAUAUUAGUAGUGGUAUUUAAAAAAUGAAUAAUUUAAUAAUUUUGCAGCUCCAUGCCUGCAAUAUACAAUAUGAUUACAAAUCUGAAAUUUUUGUUGUUUGCUGAGUAAGAAAGGGUUGAGCAAGAGUGUAGAGUAUGGGCCCCAGUACCUUAAACCAUUUGUGGGGUCCCCUAGGGUAAAUGAUUAAAGAAUGAUUUUCUAUUGUUUCUAGCUCAACUGCUAAAUUUUCUGAAACCGUUCCCACUUUGACUGUGAUACACUGCUGACUUGAAGAUGAUAUAUAAAUGAUAUAAUUAAUUAUGAUGAUAAUGACACCAUUUCACAUCUAAUUGUCAAUCAGGGAAUAAUAGUGAUGAUUCAUUUUUUUCCAUAGAAAUCCCCUACACAGCAAAAACACCCACAGGUAAGCUAUUCGUAACUUUCUCACGUUUACCCUAAGUGGUACCAGUUUAUGCGUCCCAAUGUCUAAUGCAAUCCUCAUUUUUAUUCUGUGUAUUUGAAUUUGCGAUUCAUAGUUUGUUUUUUCUCAGAGUGAAAAACACGAAGUUCCAAAACUAUGGUUUGGUGACAUAUUAUGACAAAUAUGUGGUGUAAAUUUCUCAUGAAUUCUCAUGUGUUCUCAGUGACCCACGUUAUUUUGCGAUAACUACUCAGGAUUUUUUUGAAGAGUUACUCAGGGUUACUCUCUAAAAUUUCAAAACGCAAUGUGGAACACUUUGUCUUGGAAGAGAUGAAAAAAAUAAAUGUGGUUUGUAGACCUUAAUUCUCCUGAAACAGAUAGCAUCUCACAUUUUCCGCAUACAUUACCCACAAGCUUAUGUUGAGAAAAGACAAACUUAUCAGCUGGAGCUGCUCAUUCUGAUGCAAGACUAGAUUCUCUUAACUUACUUAUAAGGAAAUAUUAAGUAGUUAGAGGGGAGAAUCAUUGAUUAGAUCUGGUGAGUUUGAUGGCUAACUAUGGUUUCUCCAUCAUCACAGGCUCGUCGUCUAAGUCUGGAGGCCUUAAAAGUUGGGAAAUAGCUGUGAUAACGGUUGGAGGUGUCCUUUUGUUGGUCUUGAUCGCAUGUUUGGUGUUUUUUUGCGGCAAAAAGAGACGAGCAUACCAAACGAUUUAACGUGAAUGGUGUCCUUAAGACAGAGUCAAACUCGGCGUCGAAUCGAAUCGAAUAGUAUUUUUGAACACACACAUUACUCGAAAUCGAAAGGAAUCAACAAGAGUCUCUUAUUAAGAACAACGUCAGUCUCUUCGGGGGAAGGGGGGGGGGGUGCAUUCUGGACCCUGUCAGAAACCGGAAGACCGCAUGUUAUUUAUACGAAUAAAAACUGGACAACAAAAAGAUUUUGAGGGCAGCAAUCGAAGAAUAAAAGUCAAGGACAGGCACAGCCAGGAGGAGCAAAAAAAAACAAAGGAGAAAAAGGUCGGAUGGCCCACCAUUUUUGCAAUGUUUAUAUUAGUAGAGUGGCUUGCAGUAUUCCUUAGUUUUUUCCCGUGAAUUGAAUAAUUUUGCAGCUCCAUGUCUGCAAUAUACAAUACGAUUACAAAUCUGUAAUUUAUGUUGUUUGCUGGGAAAAGAAGGAUCGAAAGUUCUGCAAGAAUGUAGAAUAUGGGCCCCAGUACCUUAAACCAUUUGUGGGGUCACCGAGGGUAAAUGAUUGAAGAGUGAUUUUUCUAUUGUAAUAAAAAUAUGUGCUUAUCGUUCAUCGUGGUGUAAGUUAGGAUAUGAACUUUGUUCGUUUGUCUCACGAUAGAGUCACGAAUGAUGUAGAUCGCGGCGUUUCGACUGCAAUACUGCUAGUCUACUGUUUCUUGAUCAACUGUUGAAUCUUCUGAAACAGUACCCACUUUGACGUGCACUGCUGAUUUAAAAAACAACACAUGCUAACUAAACAUAUAUAUAUAUAUUUUAAACUAAUCUUUAAUGAAUUAGAUAUUUAAUUUUUCUUCGUCAAAGAAAAGUGACUCAAGUGAAAAAAGCCGCCCCGAGAAUGUUAGACGGUUUUUUAGUCUCGUAUUUCUAGUCUCUUGCACCAGCUGUGCAGGUUGUUAUGUGUAAUUUUAAAUUUGUGAUGAGAUUUUUUUUCUUAAUUUUAGUGCUUAAGAUCAAAUGGUUUGAUUUGAUUUCUCUUGCAUUAAUCUUAGCGUCACGAUCGUUUUUCUCCAAAUAUAGAUGAGCGUAAACUCUAGCAGCUUCCUGUGUGCUUUACAGUAGAACAGAGCACAAUCAAGGCUUUUCCAUUUGUUAAAUAUAGAAACAUGGCCCGAUCGAGUGUAUUAGCCGCAAAGCCAAUUAAAAGGCAUUUUUGAAAUGAAGUUAGCUAACUAUGAGCG
Pocillopora meandrina is the source of this 7220-nucleotide messenger RNA. Lineage: Eukaryota; Metazoa; Cnidaria; Anthozoa; Scleractinia; Pocilloporidae. The record is from the annotation of a GenBank genome assembly.